CCGCCCCUCCCCGGGGCCGGCGCUCGCUCCGCGUCCCGCCCGGGUGGGUCGGGCCCUUGGGUCGGCGCCCUCUACCUGGGCCGCCUCCGACCCCCUGGGGGCGCGCAGGGAGGGGCUGUGAGCCUCGAGGCCCGCAAGCUUCGGGGGUUGCGGCGGGUCAGCGACGGGCGCGCGUUCGGCCCGCGCUUCCGCCGCUUUGCUGGGGAGGGCUCGAACUGACGCCGCGGAAAUUUUAGGAAGACGGAUUUUCAAAGCUAAUUAUGAAAACAUUUGUCAUUGGAAUCAGUGGUGUGACAAAUGGCGGGAAGACAACACUGGCUAAGAAUUUGCAGAAACACCUCCCAAACUGCAGUGUCAUAUCUCAGGAUGAUUUCUUUAAGCCAGAGUCUGAGAUAGAGACAGAUACAAAUGGAUUUCUGCAGUAUGACGUGCUUGAAGCACUUAACAUGGAAAAAAUGAUGUCCACCAUUUCCUGCUGGAUGGAAAGCUCAAGACACUCACUGGUAUCAACAGACUCUGGAAGCACCGAGGAAAUUCCCAUAUUAAUCAUCGAAGGCUUCCUUCUCUUUAAUUAUAAGCCCCUCGACACUCUGUGGAACCGAAGCUACUUUCUGACGAUUCCUUAUGAAGAAUGUAAGAGAAGGAGGAGUACAAGGGUCUACAAGCCUCCAGACGUCCCAGGGUACUUUGAUGGCCACGUGUGGCCCAUGUAUCUAAAGCACAAACAAGAAAUGGAGAACAUCACGUGGGAAAUUGUUUACCUAGAUGGAACAAAAUCAGAAGAGGAUCUCUUUUCGCAAGUGUAUGAAGAUCUAAUACAAGAACUAGCAAAGCAAAAGUGUUUGCAAGUAACAACAUAAAGAUGGAGUGCACUGAAUCCUUCCUGGGAUGAAUUAGGAAACUCAAAGGAGGAUAUUUAAGAACCUUAGCCAAGAUACAAUAAGUACUUUGGUAUGAUAACAGCUGUUGGUUCGUUUGUUUGUGUUAUCACACAUGGUUUCCCUAACAUGUGAACAGUAAAUCGUUAUCCACACCACCGGACAGGAAUUUACCUUAAUGAUUUGUUCCUGCUCCAAGGAGUACAGAGAGCUAGCAUAGCUCACAAUGAGUCAGUUCCUCUGGACCAGUGAUUGUCAAACUUCUCUAAGUGAGACCCAGAGUACGAAAUAAGAUUUACAUCACAAUCCAGUAUAUACGUAACCUAUUGUGCUUGUAUGUGGCUGUGUGUGUAUGUGGAUAUAUAUGUGUGUGAUGUGUGUAUAUAUACGCCUAUCAAGUAUCACAAAGCACUUAACCUUAGAUUCAAUGCACGCUGAUAUUUUUCUAUUUUUAUAAUAUUCAUUACCAUCUAAUAUCAGUGCCCAUUUCCUGCAAAUAAAGGCUUUAGCGGUCACAUUGAAUAAAUCAACAAUUUACUAGAGUGUCUUUUUUGUGUGUGGGUUUUUUUUUUUUUUUUAAGAUUUUAUUUACUUAUUUGACAGAGAGAGAGAGAGCAGGAACACAGCAGGGGGAGUGGGAGAGGGAGAAGCAGGCUUCCCGCAGAGCAGGGAGCCUGAUGCGGGGCUCAAUCCCAGGACCCUGGGAUAAUGACCUGAGCCGAAGGCAGAUGCUUAACUGACUGAGCCACCCAGGCUCCCCUUUGUGUGUGUGUGUUUGUUUUGUUAAAAAUUUUAUUUAUUUAUUUGAGAGAGAGAGAGAGACAGAGACAGAGAAACAGCAUGAGAGGGGAGAGGGUCAGAGGGAGAAGCAGUCUCCCGGCUCAGCCAGGAGCCCGAUGUGGGACUCGAUCCCAGGACUCCGGGAUCAUGACCUGAGCCGAAGGCAGUUGCUUAACCAACUGAGCCACCCAGGCGCCCCCUUUGUGUGUGUUUUGUUACUGUUUCUUACAUAUAUGUAAAACCACUGGAUCAUUGUGUCACUUGUGUUGAUACUUUGUUAAAAUAGGGAGUAUUUUUUGUGUUUUGUUGUUUCUGUCAAACCAAUGGUCUAAAGUCACAGAAAUCAGUUAUGGUUACUUAAAUGAUAAGUAGUACCUUUCACUGAAAGGAACAGACAGGACCUCUGAAUUGUGUAAUUUUUUGAGGCCUCUUUCAAUGCUGGAAUUUAAAUUAUCUGCUGUACUGAUCAACCUCUUGUUUUUGUAACAGAUUGCUCCCAAUCCUCUCAAUCUUUACAAAUAUAAAUACAUUAUUACCUUAACUUUAA
Messenger RNA from Mirounga angustirostris (Northern elephant seal), 2205 nucleotides. It is a transcript of the gene NMRK1, whose product is annotated as nicotinamide riboside kinase 1. The transcript is spliced from 9 exons. NCBI's taxonomy places the organism in Eukaryota, Metazoa, Chordata, Mammalia, Carnivora, Phocidae. The record is from RefSeq and is a predicted model, not a curated record. The coding region runs from base 261 to 860 and encodes 199 amino acids. Gene Ontology annotation, cellular component: cytoplasm. Gene Ontology annotation, molecular function: ribosylnicotinamide kinase activity.